UGUUGAUUUUCGAAUUUCACAUGGUUUUGCUCGGUUUAUCUUUUCCAAGGUGUAUUUCAUUGCCAUCACGACACCCCAGCAUUCAACCUCGUCCACUGGAAUCAACAUCAAGUAAACAUCAAGCCCUGAGAUACUCGCCAAAACAAUCCAAUUACGUCAUCUACCACUCGGGGCCAUAUCUUAACCCACCACCAAACCAAUACACUUGCCGAACAACAAUACCAACCAUGUCCACGCCAACCCAAAGCUUCAAAACCCCUCCUCCCUCCGUUCCCAACACCCUCCUCUCCUUCCCAGCCCCGCACGUUCUGCUCGUCACGCUCAACCGCCCGGCCCAGCUCAACGCCAUCCCCACGUCCCAGCACAAGCGGCUCGCCGCGCUGUGGGAUUGGUUCGAUGCCGAGCCGGCGCUGCGGUGCGCGGUGAUCACGGGUGCGGGGCGCGCCUUUUGCGCGGGCGCAGAUCUGAAGGAGUGGAAUGAGUUGCAUAGCAAGUUCCAAGAUCAGCAGAAGCGGAAGGACUAUGGAGGAGGAGGAAAGGGGUUGGUGGAUGGGGUGGAGCAUGGAGGACAGUAUGGGACUUUGGGAAAGAGGAGGGAAGCACUCCGGAAGGCGGAGGGUAAGAAAUCUGGGGAAGAGCCGGAUGCGCUCGCGGAGGGGAUUGUCAAGGAGGGUCGCGCUAGGGAUGGCAAGAUGAAGGACGAGGACAAGCUGACGACAGGCAUUGGAGGCGGAUAUGGAACGGUCGAUAACAGGCGUAAGGCCAUCGAGAGCGCCGCCCAUCUAACCGAGGAGACUACGAAGAGGGAUCUUAGCGAUGUGGAUGACGCCAGAAUCAACACCGGCAUCGGCGGUGGUUACGGCACCGUUGCCUCUCGCAAGGCGGCCGCCGCCGCCGCACGGGUUGCGAACAACGAGUCUUCUUCGCGCGUCGGCAACCUCGGCCUCAAUGCCGGCUUUGGUGGGCUUUCUAACCGCUCAGGCAAGAAACCCAUCAUUGCUGCUGUCAACGGCCUUUGUCUCGGCGGCGGCAUGGAGAUGGUCAUCAACUGCGACAUGGUCAUUGCCUCCUCCAACGCGCGGUUCGGCCUGCCCGAGGUCAAAGUGGGAGUUAUUGCCGUUGCUGGCGCAUUGCCUCGUCUCGUGCGCACGGUGGGCAAGCAAAGGGCGGCUGAGAUGUCGCUGUUGGGGAGGAAUAGGUACUCGGCUGAGCAGAUGGAGAGGUGGGGGGUAGUUAAUUUUAUUGUCAGCGGCGAGCAGGCGCUGGUUGAGGAAGCUGUAAAGCUGGCGGAGGAGGUGUCGAGUAAUUCGCCUGAUGCGGUGCUUACGAGUAAGGAGGGCUUGAGACUGGGUUGGGAGGGGAUGGGACCGGAGAAGGCGACGGCGGUGUUGGAGGGAGGCAUGUAUAGGAGGCUGGAGAAGGGGGAGAAUAUGAGAGAGGGUGUGGCGAGCUUUGUAGAGAAGAGGAAGCCUGUUUGGAAGGAUAGUAAGCUAUGAUUGCAAUAUUCAAGACUAGUCAAACAAUUCGGAUACCUAUCGUAUGUUCCGUUCAAUAAUUGUUCCCUGUCCCUUGAUCUAUCCGCGUCCAUACUAGGUAUUCAGGGCACCGUCCUCCACUUCCCAUCCCCGGAUCAUCGCCAAUCU
Messenger RNA from Neurospora hispaniola, 1643 nucleotides. Its product is annotated as ClpP/crotonase-like domain-containing protein. The transcript has a single exon. Gene Ontology annotation, cellular component: mitochondrion. The coding region runs from base 21 to 1496 and encodes 491 amino acids. Lineage: Eukaryota; Fungi; Ascomycota; Sordariomycetes; Sordariales; Sordariaceae. Gene Ontology annotation, molecular function: enoyl-CoA hydratase activity. The record is from RefSeq and is a predicted model, not a curated record. Gene Ontology annotation, biological process: fatty acid beta-oxidation.